AGUGCGGCCGUAAUGACGGGACUGGCGGCGCAGCUCUGCGAGGCGCUGCGCGGCGAGGAGGAGGCGGCGGCGGUGGAAGCGCUGCUGAAGCAGGGCGCGGACCCCAACCUCGUCCUGCCCGAGGGCGUUGCCGCCGUGCACCUGGCCGCGGGCAAGGAGCGGGAGAGCGGCGUGCGCUGCCUGCAGCUCGUCCUGCAGUAUGGCGGGGACCCCAACGCCAGGUCUGCCGAGGAGCUCACGCCCUUGCACGUAGCGGCCUCCUGGGGUUGUUACAAGUGCUUGAAGCUGCUGCUGAGGAAAGGAGGGGACCCCGACCUUGAAGACCAGGAUGGGAGCCGAGCCAUCGACUUGGCCACGGAGCAGGGCAACACCAUGUGUGUGCAAAUCCUGCAGGACUUCCAGCGUGCCCGGGCCUGGCCUGUGUGUCUGCGCCGGCCCAAGUUCAGCCCCGAUGGGCCGGGCAGAGCCGGGAGCCCCCCCUGCCCCGUGACUGCCGACAGCACGGACUGCAGCGUCUUCUCCCGGCUCUCUGAAGCCAGCUCGGCCCCACCAAGCAGCACGUGGAAGUGGCUGCCGGACGGCAGCCCCAGGGAGACGGGGCUGGAUGUCACCUUUCCAGAUGCUGCAGGGAUCCCCCGGAGCCAGCUGGAGCCUCCACCCCCGUGGCUCUGCUUCUCCACCCGUCCGGACGCGGGCGCCCGCGGCCAGCCGGCCUUGCCCCAGCCAGUGCUGUGCAGCACGCUGCUCUCCGCCAGCAAUGGACCUCAGGGAGGGGCUUGGAGUCUCCCUGCAGCCCCUGAGGAAGAGCCAGCAGAGGCUGAGGACAGCUUGGCAUCCUCCAGCCCUGGCACUGCCCACAUGGCACGCAGCAGCUGGGACCUGCCUCCCCGGGCAGCACUGCAUGCGGGGGACCCCCCGUUGGAUGAGACUGUGGUCGUCCACUCACCGCGGCAGCCUGGCAGUACGCGCCGAACGCCGGGCAGUGCCAGUCCCUGUGAGUCCCAUGGCCCGUUUCCCUCCAGUCGGGAUACAAGGGAGCCCUGCCCCGUGCCCCACAGCCUGGCUCAGCUGGAUGGCUUCCUCGAUCCGGCCACGGGAGACUGGGAGGGGCUGGAUGCCACGUCCCCCGACCAUGCGUACCUCUUCUGCUGGGCGCACUCCACCGCCCUCCAUGACCUGGACAAAACGGUGAUGGUCCCUGCAUCGCUGGAGAAAGCACCCAAGAUUUCAUCCAGGCCCUUGGAGAGCAGCAGCAGCCGGUACAGCAGCUGCGACAGCGAGUGCUACGUCAGCACCGUGGAAGCGUCUGACCCCGCGGAGGCCAGGAGAGACAGGCCGGCCAGCGAGGGUGCAUGGGGUACUGGCUGGAGCGCGUGGCAGUGCCCGGGCAAGCAGCUGGUGCUUGGACCCCAGGGACAGAGCUUAAAAACGCCGGCUUUGGGGAGGGCUUUUGUGCAGGACGUGCCCCCCUCCCGGUCGCAGCUGGCAGAGGUGGCAGGAGGGAGCGCAGGGGAUGUCUGCCAAGGUGCCCAUUGCUUUGGAGAAAGUGGUGGAUUGAGGCCUGCUGGAAAGCCAGCCUUGGUGCUGCACGCAGGCAGCACUGAGAACAGUCCGUCUCCCCGCCGUGCGGGGUCACAACGUCCCACCCAAACACCGCAGCGCGCAGAGCCCGUGGAGCAUGACCCUCGCCAGGGGAGCAACAGAGCCACGCGCCUCUCAUUGCCUCGGGCACCGUGUCACUUGGCCCUGGCUGAUCUGGGCGCUGAGGACUCUGGUCCGGGGAGAGCUGCCCCCUCUGGGGACUGCAGGCUGGGUACGGCAGAAUCGGCCACGCUGGGUCAGCCGGAGGGGAGGCAGCUACACACACAGCACAGCCCAGCUGCACGGGCAAGCCCCAGGUGUGAGCAGGGGAGAAGGGGAGGCCAGAGCCAGGCAUUGGGUCUAUCUGCAAGGGGCUCUGACCUGGGCACGGCGGACACGGUGCCCCUGAGCAGAGCCACGGCCGGCACGGCGGCCACGGUGCCCCUGAGCAGAGCCACAGCCGGCACGGCGGACACGGUGCCCCUGAGCCGAGCCACGGCCGGCACGGCGGCCACGGUGCCCCUGAGCAGAGCCACAGCCGGCACGGCGGACACGGUGCCCCUGAGCCGAGCCACGGCCGGCACGGCGGCCACGGUGCCCCUGAGCAGAGCCACAGCCGGCACGGCGGACACGGUGCCCCUGAGCCGAGCCACGGCCGGCACGGCGGCCACGGUGCCCCUGAGCAGAGCCACAGCCGGCACGGCGGACACGGUGCCCCUGAGCCGAGCCACGGCCGGCACGGCGGCCACGGUGCCCCUGAGCAGAGCCACAGCCGGCACGGCGGACACGGUGCCCCUGAGCCGAGCCACGGCCGAAAGCACUGAUGGGGAAGAAAGCGAAGCCGAUACCCUGCUGCUCCAGCGCCUGGGCAGCCCUGACUCAGCUCCCAGAAGCGCCACCUGUGCCAACUCGACUGGGACGCCGAGGUCCUCUUCAUCGCCACCGUGCCCGGUGCAUUGCCACAUCACACCCCGCACCAAGAGCCGUCUGAACGCCUCCACGGCACGUGGCAACAGCUCCUCCUCCUCCUCCCUCUUUGACGAGACGCUGGAGCUGCCGCAGCGGCCCCAGAGAGUCCGGAGACCCCCGGAGACAUCCCGCACGCCAGUCAGCCCGGCUGGGGGGCUCCUGGAGAGCACACGUGCAUCUUAUUGGGAAGCAGCAGGGUCGGGCAGCCUGGAUGAGACCGUAGUGCUGCUGCCAGCCGCCAGCCUGCCAGCAGCACCUGGGCAGAGCAGUGCCCCCAGUACCAACCCCACAGCGCUGCAGAGCCCUGCUGGGGUCACCUGCCUCCAUGCCUCCGAAACCGCUGGUCCAUGCCCACCCAGAAUGGAGCAUCCCAGUACCGCCGCCCCCCCCAGCUCCCCUCCAGGCGCAGGAGAAAGCUCUUGGCUGACGGAGGAGGACUGCACUGAGUGCCCGGGGCUGGGGGCUCCCGUCGGGCCUCCCACCACCACGACCUCCACUCAGGACUGGUUUGGCAGCGAGUUGGGCAGUGGGGAGCCCAGCCAGAGCCUGGCACAAGGGCUGGACGGGCCACAGCCGGGUGGGAAGAAGCCGUCGUUGUGCUCACGGGUGAGCUUCAGCAGGCUGUCUGCCGCGAGGCCUGCUUUGGCACCGCCUGGCUCCGGGAGGCUCAGCCCAGUGCUGGACACGGGCAGCCCAGGCAUCCCGCUGUCCCCCGGCGGGCGGCCUGUGAACCACGGGUCCGGCGAGGCGGUGGAGUACCUCUACCUGGACGAGGAGGAGGGUCAUGCUCUCAUCGAGCGCCACGUCCCCACCACGGACGACACCUCCUGCUGCGCCGACACCAGCUCCGAGGACACCAUCAUCUACGACUGGAGGGCCUGUGUGUCCCAGCGGGGCGCCAAGGAGAACCGGCCCCCGCCGGCGCCCGCCUGCUCCGACGAGGCCUUGCUGCGGAAGCUGCGGAAGCUGGGGGCCGACCCGGGGCCGGUCACGGACUCGACACGCAACCUGUACGUGCAGCAGCUCAACAGGCUGCAGAGCAGCCCCGGGGCCCGAGCCGGCAGGGGCGCGACAGGUGAGUGCCACCGCCUCGGAGGGCCCCAGAUCCCCGACUGCCAGGCAGACGAGACGGCGCUGGCUGCCCAGUUCGACCAGCCCGACAAGGCCCGGAAGUGGCGGGAGGGCGUGCUCAAGUCCAGCUUCAACUACCUGCUCCUAGACCCCAGGGUGACCCAGAACCUGCCCCUCCGCUGCCACGCACUGAGCCCGGCCGAGCGCUUCCAGACCUUCGUCCGCGCCAUCUUCUACGUGGGCAAGGGGAAGCGUGCGCGCCCCUACAGUCACCUCUACCAGGCCCUGGCGCACUACCGGGGGAGCAAGAGGCAGGUGCUGAGCGUUGCCUACGUGCCCCCCAGGCCUGCGCCAAGGUGCGGCACAUCCUGGACAUCUGGGCCGGCGGGCAGGGCGUGGUGUCGGUGCACUGCUUCCAGAACGUCAUCCCUGUGGAGGCGUACACGCGGGAGGCCUGCAUGGUGGAUGCCCUUGGGCUGGCGAUGCUCACGAACCAGAAGAGGGGCAACUGCUACGGCGUGGCGGCCGGCUGGCUCCCGCGGCGGCGCCGGCGCCUGGGCGUCCACCUGCUGCACCGGGCCCUGCAGAUCUUCCUGGCCGAGGGGGAGCGGCAGCUGCGUCCUGCCGACAUCCAGGUGGGGCAGGGAGGAGCCCCUGGCCACACAUACCCCACCCCAUGUCCCAGGGAAGGGGACACAUCCUGCUGCUAGGGCUGGGGGCACCAGCACAUGAGGCUGCCGCUUCCUGGAGGAUGGCACCAAGCUGCGCUUGGCCCCCUGGACGCAAAGGACCCCACAACUGCUGUCCUGCCUGCAAGGGGCAGGUUUGAAACAUUAAGACAUGAGCCUCUGCUCCGCGCUGC
This is a messenger RNA of Alligator sinensis (Chinese alligator), 4483 nucleotides long. RefSeq names its product ankyrin repeat and LEM domain containing 1 (gene ANKLE1). Gene Ontology annotation, molecular function: endonuclease activity; protein binding. The record is from RefSeq and is a predicted model, not a curated record. Lineage: Eukaryota; Metazoa; Chordata; Crocodylia; Alligatoridae.